Paramisgurnus dabryanus is the source of this 4310-nucleotide messenger RNA. It is a transcript of the gene fam222aa, whose product is annotated as family with sequence similarity 222 member Aa. Lineage: Eukaryota; Metazoa; Chordata; Actinopteri; Cypriniformes; Cobitidae. The record is from RefSeq and is a predicted model, not a curated record.
CGGCGCAGGGGAGAGGCUCAGUGCCUAUCAGUGUUUCACAGAGCCGCGGAAUACAGGCAAUUUAUUAAAGUAAGCUCAUUAAAUCUUUCCUGAUGUCAAUGUGAACAACAACCGCAGUCAUUGGAGCCUUUCAGAGGAACAAUUAAACGGACAUCGGAGUUGAAAUCGCUGCAGAAGGUUUCCGAGAAAAGGGGAUGAGGAGAACCGCUGGAAGUGAACGCUGAUUUCUCUUCUCCUGGAUUAAACGGCGUUCAUUAAAUUCCUGCACCUGCUCUCCCGUUAAAGGAAUAUCGCCUUAAACACAACAGGGGCUUUGAAUUAUUUUACGUGGAUGAAAUCACUCUUGAUUGUAUACGCCAAAGUCUGUUCGUUGUUUGGAUUUAAGGACAUUCGUGAAUCGCAGUUUAUUUAAUCGCAAAGCACUUAUUUAUUUAUCGACUUCGCGUCGACAGAGUAAGCUGUCGUUUUUAUUGGAGUUUGCAGUUUCUUAUUAAGCCUUACUUGGAUAUUUAUCCAGUAAGUAAACGGGUAAAAAGGUCCUAAACGACUGAAUCAUUUACGGUUGGUCAAAACGCAGUUAACGGAGCGCAGCUGACACGGCGCUUUUUUGGGAACAGCUCCUCACUUUGGUCCGCUAUCGUCUAUAACAAAAACACACUGGAUUCAUUUAAAAGACAAAAUCUUUUUUUAAUACUAUUAGCAAGCAAAUGAAAAUUUGCCAACGAGCCAGCCGAAGAAGCUGUUUCUGGAUGACUUUUUACGCGUGAGAACAACAUAGAAAAAGGAAACAAACUUUAUAAUAAAUCGACUAAAAUUACCAGGGAUUAUUAUUUUUUUUUUACUUCACCCGAGGACACAACGAGAUUUUAUUGAUUUUAUUUUUUCGCUUAUUCUGCUCGUUCGACCGCUACAUCGUACCCAUAGUCUCGUCGGCACGAACCUGCAUGGACCUCUAGUCAGCAGCACCACAGAGCGAUUUAUGGUCGGCCUCGGCAAACCAGCGGCUGUAGAAACGUACCUGCGUCUGCGCAGUCAUGCUGGCCUGCCUGCAGAGGAGGCAGAACCUUGCGCCCCAGCACGCCACGACCGUCUGCAGCAGCAGCAAGAGUCUUGAGCCAACGCAGCACAUCAGCCGCAAAUGUGAGCUGACUGUCCCCAUGCCUUCCCCGCGCUACCCCAGCGCAGCAGAGCUGGAUGCCUAUGCGCAGAAGACCUCCAACACCCCGCUCUCCAUCAAGAUCUUCCCCACCAACAUCAGGGUCCCCCAACACAAGCACCUUAACCGGACUGUGAAUGGAUUUGACACCACUGGACAACGCUACAGCCCCUACCCCCACAUCCACCCGGGGGCUUACCAGGGUUUGUUAGCGAUCGUCAAAGUGUCAGCAUCGUCAACUUCAUCCUCAUCAUCAUCUUUUGUACCCACCACAAAGGGCGUUCUCAAAAACUCAGAGGGCAGGAGGACUAAGUUGUCUCCGGCGCAGAUAGCAGUGGCUCCUUAUCCGCCUCCGAACAGCAGCACUUUAGCUCAUUGCCACGGACAGAUUGUGUACCAUACAAGUCAUCCCAAACCCCCUGAGGCCACCACGUUGCCGGUUCCCCCAAACGUCACUGUGGCCAGCUCCGUGAUUCCCGUGGCAGGGGGCAGAGGACUAAAUCUCCCUCCUCAGUCGAACCUUCCCUCCAUCCAGAGCAUCAUUUACCAGAUCAACCAGCACUGCCAAGCCCAGGCUCUGCAGCAGGUGUGUCAUAACGGUAUGUCUGGGGGACACCCAAACCCAAGCCCGUCCAAACCGGGCACCAUCAACACCUCAGGGGGGACUUACCUCACCAGCGUGGCUCCACAGGGAAACAUUGCCUAUUCAGGGACGGUGCUACCAGGGCAGAACGGGGAGGUGAUGAAGGCCGGGGUGUAUCCCGAAGGCAUGGACUACCUGCUGUGGCAGAAACAACAGCAACAGCAGCAGGCAGUGUUGAGGAUGUACAGCGGGGGAAGCGGCGGAGGAGGCGCCAUCAGCAAGUCCCCCGAAACCUGCAUUCCAGGAGGAUCCAUCAUGCUGGGUGGGGCGCAGGUGUCCUCCUCCAGAGGUUAUCCGAUGACGGCCAGUAGUAGCGGUGGGGGUGGGCUCGACAAGGUCAGCUCCUCCCCUUUGAACUGUGUGGGUAUGCACGGGAACUUUUCUGUCGGGCAGUACUUCGCACCUCCGUGGAACAGCGUCUUGGUUACGCCGGACAGCGACUGCUACAACCCUCAAGAGUUGCCGGGAGCUACGACCACAGGUGGACCGCCGACGGGGCACAGGGAGCUGGGAUUUCCCCAUCAUCACCAACUCCCUCAUCAUCAUCAUCACCACCAUCAUCAUCACCCUCCCAUAGACAGCACGGGUGGUCUGUGCUGCAGUUUCCCCAGUAAAAGUCUAUGUAAUACGGCAGUGUUGAGCAGCAGUCUCCAGUCACUGGAAUAUCUCAUUAAUGACAUCCAUCCACCCUGCAUCAAGGAGCAGAUGUUGGGGAAAGGAUAUGAGACCGUGUCUGUGCCCAGACUGUUGGACCACCAGCACGCACACAUCCGCCUCCCUGUUUACAGAUAAGAUAAGACGGGAGGUGGGUCAGGCUGACCAACAUAAAGACCUACUGGAAAAUCUUUAAUCAAAAACUGUGGAUGUUGUCAUUGCGGAUUGCCUAGAUUUGCAGUGGAAUUUGGUGGUACUGCUAUAAGCAGACACGGAAGAUCUGGAUCAAAACACGGUGAACGAAUGCUGGAAGCCGAUCGGCGCCUCUCGGCUCAGAGCUGAGAGGAAAAAGCUGGCUGUGAAAUAUGUUGCAAGAUCCUAAAUGUGGAUUCUGUGAUUCGGUUUAUUUUUACCAAGAGGGAUUUUUCCAAUCGUUUCUAUUUGUGAUUUUCCCCUUUUAAUUGUUUUAUCAGACUAAAAUAUUGUUUUGGGUGAGAGUCCAAGUGGUUUAUAUGAAGUAAAUAUGGCCUCAUUGUGAGUAUCUGAUUGAUGAUGAUGAUGAUGAUGACGAUGAUGAUGAUGGUCUUAAAGCAUUAUGGAAAAACACCAUAAGAGGUAAAGGUACGCAAAGACCAAAAAAGCACCAAGAUCAGUGCUUUUAUGUGAAGUUAACUGAUAUUUCAUUGAAUGAGAAAGCUUAGCGGUUUAUUAUGGUCGUAGAAAUUGCACUGCUUGAGGUGUAAACAUAUUUGUCAAAGUACUAGGAGGUUGGAAAUUAGAAGUUUGAAUAUAAUGUAUUUAAAGAACUUGAAGACUUGAACCUAUUUUUGUUGUUUUAUAUAUAUUUGUAGUAUAUAAUAUGCAUUGGCUGCUAAGGGAAUAAGAGUGUAAAAAUGCUUAGUUUUUUUUUAUGUUCUAUAAUAAGAGUCUUUUAUUUCAAUUAUUUGAUUCUCUUUUGGCUGCAGUAUAGUUUCUGCUGUUCUCGUGGUGUUAUCAUCACCAAGGGCCAAACAACAGAACGCUCAUUGAUUUACCUACACUGGAAUCCACACUCUCCAAAAACGCAGAAGAGCUCCGUUAGGCCGUUCAGGUAUUUUUGGCUUAAUCUUAUAAUAUUCCGACAUGCCGAAAUGCCUUUGAGUCCUGGAAAUGAGCUGUCUGUUUUUGGAAAUCUUAAUUUCCGAGCGGAAGGCCUUGAUUGGUUAGGGAACAAUUAGCUCCUCCCUCAUGGCUUUGAAGAAGAACUGAUAUAGCUAGAUAGGCCGGAUUUCCCGCACAUACACAGACUCGAGUGGAGUUAACCUAUCGAAGGUGUCGCUUGACCAUUCCUACUUUAAAAAAGAUGAAAACAAUCAUUGUGGUGCCUCUCUCAGAGGUGAAAGGAGGACGAGCGUUCGUCUCGGCUCUACGCUAGCGGUUCGAGCAGGGUUGGGGCCGCUCGUAAGCUUUGUCUCAACACUGAAAUAUUUAUUCCGACUGUGACUUUCCUGUGAAUGUACUGCACUUAGAUUACUGAAAAGACUAAUGCCUUGUGGGACAGAGAGGAGGGAAAUAAAGAAAAAUUGGAUGGGCACAGCAGUCCUCGGCGUUAAAUUAGCAUUUCUUUUGUCAGUCAAAUUUCACCGGUAAAUUGAAUUUGGAAACUCGAGAGAGGCGACGGGGGGUUCCUGUCGGAGGCAUAAGCUGGCUACAGUCUAGAUUUAUGAAGUGCAAUUAUUAUGACUGUAUUAACAAUUUUGUUUUCUCUGAGCUUACACCAAAAAAAUGUAAACUACGGCUGUGUCUACAUUCCCAAUGUACCACAUACUCAUUCCCUUCUUGUUUUGAGGUGCAAAAUAAACUGAUUUCAAGACUUUA